Theobroma umbraticum is the source of this 1220-nucleotide messenger RNA. Its product is annotated as Ribosomal RNA processing Brix domain protein. Lineage: Eukaryota; Viridiplantae; Streptophyta; Magnoliopsida; Malvales; Malvaceae. Gene Ontology annotation, biological process: rRNA processing; ribosomal large subunit assembly. Gene Ontology annotation, molecular function: rRNA binding. Gene Ontology annotation, cellular component: nucleolus. The record is from RefSeq and is a predicted model, not a curated record.
UCCAGUUUUCCUGUGUCUGUUCCAGCAGCCAAAACCCAAGUAAAAACUCUUAUCGUUCGACUCCCUCUUUGUUAAAAAAUGGGGAAGAAACGAAAGCAAAGCGAUACGCAGACAGCUGAACCAACGAAGAAAGAUGAAGGAGCUCCAGAGAGACCAAAGAGGACACUUUUGGGUUGGAAAGACAAGGAAGAAGUUGAAGAACAAACUGAGUCUAAUCCUGAUUCUUCUUCCCUGGUCUUUAGAAACAAAGAAAAAGUUAUGGUUACAUGUUCACGCCGUAUCAAUUACAGGUAUAGGCAUUUGAUGUUGAAUAUGGUUUCACUUUUGCCUCAUUGUAAGAAGGAUAACAAGGUUGAGUCGAAGAGUAGCAAAGGCGCUACACUGAAUGAGCUUAUUGAAUUGAGGGGUUGUUCUUCCUGUCUGUUUUUUGAGUGUAGGAAACAUCAGGAUCUUUAUCUGUGGAUGGUAAAGUGUCCCAGUGGUCCAUCUGUUAAAUUUUUGGUUAAUGCUGUGCACACAAUGGAAGAACUGAAGCUAACUGGAAAUCAUUUGAAAGGUUCGCGUCCUUUAUUGACUUUCUCGGGAAAUUUUGAAAAAGAUGCUCACUGGAAGCUUCUGAAGGAGAUGAUCGUGCAGAUAUUUGGAACUCCGAAGGAACACAGGAAAUCUAAACCUUACCACGAUCAUGUCUUUGUUUUCUCCAUUGUUGAUGACCACAUAUGGUUCCGCAAUUACCAGAUAUCUGUUCCUCAUAAUGAAUCAGAUAAAAUGGUUAGAGGGGGCCUUGAUAAAAUGACCCUUGUUGAGGUUGGUCCGAGAUUUUGUUUGAAUCCGAUCAAGAUAUUUGGUGGCAGCUUCGGAGGUCCAACACUAUAUGAGAAUCCUUUCUAUGUAUCACCAAACCAGAUCCGAGCAUUGGAGAAGAGGCAGAAGGCCGGGAAGUAUGCGAAGAAAGUGAAAGCCAAGACAAGGAGGAAAAUGCACGAGCUAUCUAAUCCAUUGGAGCCUGAUGAAUUUGCUGAUAUGUGGAGGGAAUGAUGUUGAUCAAGAUCCUUUUUCUGCCAAGCAAAAACAAUCAUUAUGGACUAAAAUCGAUUUUGUAUCCAGUGUGAAACAGCAGGUUUUGGUUAAUUGUUUUCUCUGUAAGUUUCCAUUUUGUACUGGUGAGAAUCAGUUUACACCAAUGGAUUAGUUAUACAAAAUGAUAUGUGUUUGUAGUA